Molecule: messenger RNA, 1569 nt
Organism: Ilyonectria robusta
Lineage: Eukaryota; Fungi; Ascomycota; Sordariomycetes; Hypocreales; Nectriaceae
Product: fungal-specific transcription factor domain-containing protein
Exons: 4
Coding region: 1-1569 (522 amino acids)
Biological process (GO): DNA-templated transcription; positive regulation of transcription from RNA polymerase II promoter by galactose
Cellular component (GO): nucleus
Molecular function (GO): zinc ion binding; DNA-binding transcription factor activity, RNA polymerase II-specific; RNA polymerase II cis-regulatory region sequence-specific DNA binding
Source: RefSeq, a predicted model, not a curated record
AUGUAUGGAGCUGAGUCGACACCGCGUGCCAACCAAAAUCAUACGGAUUUGACAAACAUGCAACAAUUGACCGAAUAUGUUCAUAAUUACUUUGGUGCUACGAGUGGUAUCCUCAACCUUUUUACCAAGGCUGAGGUUCUUCAAAGUGUGCAAUAUCUAGCAAAUCCAGGCUCCCCAGAGCUACGCCAGCGCGCACCCGCUAUCUAUCUUAUUAUUGCUAUUGGCGCCCAAUGUGGAGCACGCAAUGAACUAGACAGUCGCUACGCCGCUGCGUACUUCCAUGCUGCAUACAGAGCAAUACCAGAUCUGCUCUUAGUCCCCAGCAUCAAUUCCACGACUGUGUCGCUCUUGAUGUCCUUCUACAUGCUUGCUGCUUACCGGAGAAACGCAGCAUAUAUGUACAUUGGUGUGGCAGCUAGAGCGGCCCAUUCGCUUGGGCUUCACCACCAGUCCUCUUAUGACACUGAAGAUAGAGAAGCCUCGAGACGGCUAUCGUUGUGGAAGAGCAUUUAUGUUCUGGAUCUUAUGGUCUGCUCCAUCCUUGGGAGACCGCCGGCGGUUGCCAUUACAGAACCCAGCGAUCAAGAGGUUGUGGCCAGGCUGGACGUCCCCCUUGACACAUGUUCCGUCGCUUUCGAGGCAGCAUUCAGAGCAGCAAAGAUCAUCGGGGAGACACUAAAUAAGAUGUAUCUUGAGAAGGCAGCUGGCACUCUCAAUGCUCAUCAUUUUCUAAAGCGCCUCACGGACUGGAGGCUCUCAUUGCCGGCAGAACUGCGCCGCACAGUCGACAUCCCCAUUCAACCUUUGUCCGAGCAGUCGGACCGCGAGAUUGCCAUCGCAAGCAUGAAUGUGGCGUGUUUUUAUUACUAUGCCGUCAUGCUAGUCUCGCGGCCAUUCUUAGUGUCCAACUCCAAUUCUGAGCUGAGGAAUCAGAGCGGUGGUCCGGUGGUAGGAAAGUCGUCAGCAAAUGACGAACUACAAUCCACAGGUCUUGACCAGCUGUCUAGAGUCUGUGUCGACUCAGCUGUGUACAUGAUUGAGGCGGUUUAUGAUACCAGCCAAACUGGCGCUCUGCUAUCCAAUACAUGCUUCAUCAAGGCAUGGGUCUUCGCAGCUGCAUUGGUGCUUGGCUUUUCCAUGUUCAUCGCACCGCGGACAAGCUUUACAAUAAAGAAUGAAUUCGACCUAGCCAUGGAGUUUCUACGUGAGGAAUCAGCCAUCAGUCCGUACGCCAAGCAAUACUACGGCAUUCUCAAAGACAUGACUGCCGUUAUACAGAACUGUCAUGAUCAAAUUGCCCAGCAGCGACGAAACUCGAAUAAAGAAUACAUCGAUCGGCUUCUUGACUUCCGGCAUGAUGGAUCUGACAUGCGUGAGCCAGGACAAGCACUCACCGAGGACGCACCCACUACCAGCCAGGAUCUUUCGUUCGACAAUGAGAACACCGGAUUCUUUUUGUCAGCCUGGGAUGAUGUGAUCAUGGAUAAUCUUGAAGCUCGUCACCCUGAGACCCAAGAGUUUCCCUGGUUAGAUCUAAUUUCUGGUGAUAUGAACCUCGACAAAGUAUGA